AUUUGCCUUUUAUUUUUAUCGAGAGCGAAAAAUCGAUAACUUACCAACACAAAAAUAUUAUCGAAAGAUUCUAUCGAAAAGUCAUAGUGAAUUCAUAUGUUUGUCAAAUUUGACGUUUAAUUUUUGUGCUGGGCAGAGAAUUACAUAAAGAGAAAAAUGCUGCGAUCCGCUGCGUCGCUUUUUGCAAAUAAUGCACCAAAGCUUUUGGCCGCGCGACUUCCUUCCGGCAUGUCUGCCGGAGCAUUUGGGCCAGCAACAAACACACUGAUGGUGCGUCAACAACAAACGAUGCCAGUUGUGGACUCGAGCAAUCCCUUGCCCAAGAAAGGUUACAGUCCAUUCGGUACCAAACAAUCCAGCAUGGCGGAAUGGUCCUUGGCUCGGUUAGAUGACUUACUCAAUUGGGGGCGUAAAGGCUCUAUUUGGCCAUUAACGUUUGGCUUAGCCUGCUGCGCUGUCGAAAUGAUGCACAUUGCUGCACCUCGUUACGACAUGGAUCGCUACGGUGUUGUCUUCCGAGCAUCUCCUCGUCAGGCCGAUGUUAUUAUUGUAGCUGGUACUUUAACAAACAAAAUGGCCCCAGCUUUGCGCAAGGUCUACGACCAAAUGCCCGAACCCCGUUGGGUAAUUUCAAUGGGAAGCUGUGCCAAUGGCGGAGGUUAUUACCAUUACUCAUACUCAGUAGUGCGCGGAUGUGAUCGUAUUAUACCCGUCGAUAUUUAUGUGCCAGGUUGUCCACCAACUGCUGAAGCCUUAAUGUACGGAGUUCUUCAAUUGCAAAAGAAAGUCAAGCGUAUGAAAACACUACAGAUGUGGUACAGGAAAUAAUGUGUAGUUAUAGAAAUCGAGAUGGUGGUGUCAUAGGAGCAACACAGCAUAGUAAAGAACUGUAAUAUUAAAUCAAAUUUCGAAAUGUUAAACGAUUAAAUAAAUAAACAUAAAUGAGUA
Musca domestica (house fly) is the source of this 948-nucleotide messenger RNA. It is a transcript of the gene ND-20, whose product is annotated as NADH-quinone oxidoreductase subunit B 2. Gene Ontology annotation, molecular function: NADH dehydrogenase (ubiquinone) activity; 4 iron, 4 sulfur cluster binding; quinone binding. The coding region runs from base 157 to 828 and encodes 223 amino acids. The transcript is spliced from 2 exons. Gene Ontology annotation, biological process: aerobic respiration; electron transport coupled proton transport; mitochondrial respiratory chain complex I assembly. The record is from RefSeq and is a predicted model, not a curated record. Lineage: Eukaryota; Metazoa; Arthropoda; Insecta; Diptera; Muscidae.